Molecule: messenger RNA, 1251 nt
Organism: Acytostelium subglobosum LB1
Lineage: Eukaryota; Evosea; Eumycetozoa; Acytosteliales; Acytosteliaceae
Exons: 2
Coding region: 1-1251 (416 amino acids)
Biological process (GO): Arp2/3 complex-mediated actin nucleation
Cellular component (GO): actin cortical patch; Arp2/3 protein complex
Molecular function (GO): actin filament binding
Source: RefSeq, a predicted model, not a curated record
AUGAACAUUUCAGGAUUACCAGCAGUGGUCAUUGACAAUGGUACAGGAUACACAAAGAUGGGAUACGCCGGCAAUGAUGACCCCAGCUUCAUCAUCCCAUCAUCGAUCGCCACACAGACUGCCAAGGGCAAGCAGACUGCCGCCUCGAUGAAGAAGGGUGUCGAGGACCUCGACUUCUUCAUCGGAGACGAAGCCGUCGCCAACGCCAAGACCUACGACCUGACCAACCCCAUCCGUCACGGUCAGAUCCAGAACUGGACGCACAUGGAGCAGUACUGGGAGCAGUGCAUCUUCAAGUACAUGCGCUGUGAGCCCGAGGAUCACUACUUCCUCCUCACCGAGCCACCCCUGAACGCACCAGAGAACCGUGAGUUCACCGCCGAGAUCAUGUUUGAGACCUUCAACGUCCCAGGUCUCUACAUUGCCGUCCAAGCCGUCCUUGCCCUUGCUGCCACCUGGACCCUCAAGAAUGCCGAUCGUACCCUCACCGGUACCGUCAUUGACUCUGGUGAUGGAGUUACUCACGUCAUUCCAGUUGCUGAAGGAUAUGUUAUUGGAUCAUCAAUCAAACACAUUCCAAUUGCUGGAAGAGAUAUUACUGGAUUCGUCCAACAGUUGAUGAGGGAGCGCGAGCCAUCGAUCCCACCAGCAGAGUCUCUCGAGAUUGCCAAGCGUGUGAAGGAGCAGUUCAGCUACGUGUGCCCAGACUUGGUCAAGGAGUUUGCCAAGUUCGACAGCGACCCCACCAAGUGGAUCAAGACCGUGCAGGCCGCCGACGCCAUCACCCAGAAGCCCUUCCAGUACGACGUCGGCUACGAGCGUUUCCUCGGCCCAGAGAUCUUCUUCAGCCCCGAGAUCAUCUCGUCCGACUUCUUGACCCCACUGCCCAAGGUGGUCGACGACACCAUCCAGUCGUGUCCAAUCGAUUGCCGUCGUGGUCUCUACAAGAACAUCGUGCUGUCUGGUGGCAGCACCAUGUUCAAGGACUUUGGCAAGCGUCUGCAACGUGACAUCAAGCGAUCGGUCGACUACCGUAUCAAGAGAUCCGAGGAGCUCAGUGGCGGCAAGAUCAAGGCCGUGCCACUCGAGGUCAACGUCGUGUCUCACUCCAGACAGCGUUAUGCCGUCUGGUUCGGUGGUUCCAUGUUGGCAUCCACUCCAGACUUCUACAACCUCUGUCACACCAAGGCCAAGUACGAUGAGAUUGGACCAAGCAUCUGCAGACACAACCCAGUCUUUAGCACUGCUUAA